CAGACUGACGGUGCGUGGAGGUGCUGACAACGGAGAUUCAUCAGAAGGGGAGAAAUAGCAACGCACCCUGUCGAGGUGGAGAGGCAGAUACGAUCGCUUUCUAGGAAAUACAACGGUGUUAGAAGCCUGAAGAAGCGCUUUGUACUGGCCUGAGCAGGACGUGUCAUGUCGUGCCACCCUAACUCCUCCUCCACUUUAUCUUCUGGAGAAUAGCGGCUCCCCUCUAAAGUCGGUAUUGUACACCCAGCUUAAGGUACCCAGCGUCGCCGACAUCCGGAGCCCGCCUGUCAGUGACGGAGCAGUCACCGGGGAGCAGCUCGUGUCCGACUCACCUGCGCCUAGACUGCGCCGAUUGGCCGCCGCGCUCUCGUGCCCGCCUCCACGACUCACCUGCAGGUUCAGCUCCCGCCCUGAGGAAGUGAUGUGAAAGAAAACCUCUGCUCUAAAAAGAGAAAAAUGUUCAAAAUUGCUUUUCUUUAGGUUGGUCUUGCUGAACAAUGCCUACCAUUUUUAAAUUGUCAUUUGAAUAAACUACUGACCGCACCCUGGGCAUAAAGGGACGGCGACACACCCACUUCUGUAUGCUGGCAAUUCUACAUUCUUCUUGAAGAAGAAAAUGCUUGGAGAACAAGUUUAAUAUGGAAUGGCACUGGGCAGCCCGUGUGACAGGAAUGGGAAUGGAGAUGUGCUACUUGGUAUGGACUUAAGAAUUUAGAAAGAAAAAAAAGAAAAGCUUAAAAAACAUAAAGGGUGCAUCUGACAGAAGACAGGGAGGGGCGUGGAUAAGAUUUGAAACACUGUAGCGUCCCAGACUGGAAAUUCUGGCUGACUGUUCAUAUUUAUUCUCUUCCACGUUUAACGUCUGCCUGAGAGAUUUGGUUAGCAGUUGACAUAUCCCUGGGAGAAUGUGACUUUAGCAGGCUACACGCAGCUUUUUGGAAAAAUCAAUUCUUUUUCUUGCUCACUGCCACUACUACUACUUCAUUUUGAAUCGGACUAUGCACCCCCGUGGCGGGAUGCGGGCCAGUGACCUUCCGGGAGAAGACGAAUCCAAUGUAACCUUAAGCAGCUUUCGGCCACGGGAUCCUGAUAUCCUGUUAAGUCUGGAGAAACGGCAACACGAGUCAUCGAACAGCCAGGGCACAUCUCAGGGUACAUUUGGAGGUUCAUCUGGAUCUAUGAAGACUAAGUGGUACUGUUCUUUGGAAACGCCGCCUCCCACCUCUGUCACUGAGGAGUGUGAUGACGGUGCCAUUUACACUGUUACAGUGAAACAACUCCAACUGCAGCAGAGCACCAGUAAGGAUAGUGCUGGACUAAGUGAGACAUGUCGAAUCCGUGUAAUCAAAGCUGGGACACUAGACAAACUCAUCCAACAUCUGUUGGACUCAUUCCAUUCAGGAGAUUCGUCUUACACAUCUGUGUUUCUGGCUACAUAUCGGGCUUUCAGCAAUACAAAAGUGGUUCUGACCAUCCUUCUGGAGAAAAUAGAGUACUCGUUGCUGACACUGGAGGAUACUACAGUAAAUAACACCCAAAAACAACUGGAACUUAAGAGUGCUGUCUCUUCUGUUUUCUCCACCUGGUUUGAGGACUAUCCUGAGGACUUCCAUGAGUUGAGGGAUCCAACUCUUUUAGAUAAAUUGUAUGGGAUCUUACAGAGAGAAUUCCGGGGCUGUGAUUUGAAACGAAGGGCAAAAAAAUUAUUGCAGUCAAUUAAGAGUAAUGCAGCUGAUGGCAAAGAGAAGGCACAAGCAGCAACAAAAUCUGCACCUCCUCUGUGCUCCCCUCCUGAGUACCAAGACAGUGAUUUUUCAUACAUGGACUUUACUGGUGUGCUGGAUUUUCCUUCUAGCCUAAUAGCUGAGCAGCUGACUAUGAUCGAGACAGAACUCUUUGUGAAAGUGGUGCCCUACCACUGUCUGGGAUCUAUCUGGACACAGCGUGACAAAAAGGGCAUGGAGCAUAUCUGUCCUUCAGUACGUGCCACUGUGCGCCAGUUCAACAAGCUCAUCAAUGCCGUGAUGUCAACAUGCCUGUGUAACACUCAGCUGCGCAGCCAACAGCGUGCACGCAUUUUGGAGAAGUGGAUUCAAACCGCUGAGGAAUGUCGUGCCAGGAAAAACUUCUCUUCUCUGUAUGCUAUCAUCUCAGCACUUAACUCCAACUCCGUGCACCGCCUGAAGAAAACUUGGGAGGAGACAAACAGAGAAGCAGUAAGAAGCUAUGAGGAAUUGGCUGACAUCUUUUCAGACAAGGACAACUAUUCCCAGAGCCGCGAACUGCUGAAGGAGCAUGCAGUUCACGGGACAGUGCCUUAUCUUGGAACCUUUCUGACAGACCUGGUCAUGCUGGACACGGCAGUUAAAGAUCACCUAGAGAAUGGAUAUAUUAAUUUUGACAAAAGGAGGAAGGAGUUUGAAAUCAUUUCCCAGAUCAGACUGCUGCAGUCCUCGUGUAAAAACCUUGUCUUUGAACGCAAUGAAAACAUUUUGAAAUGGUUUGACAAGAUACCUCAACUGAGUGAGGCUGAAAGUUACAAGCUAUCAUGCGAAAUUGAAUCACACGUUGAAAUAGCAACCCCAACAAAAGCCAUGAAACCAACUGUUGUAAUCACACAUUGCACUGACCUCCUGACAUCUAUUGCAGGCACAGCUAUGCCAAUGGGAUUUGUGACCUGGGAUAGGCCUGGAUUGGGGACACCAAGGACUUCAAAUGAAGGGUCUCUCGAGUCCCCAUCAACUUCAGAUGGACAACUAAAGCCAAGUAACCCCCUGCUGUCCAGACUGACUAAGCACACAAAGUCACCAUCUGUGUCGAGCUUAGACACUGUAGUCUCCACACCCACCUCUGUACCCUCUUUGCCAUCCCCACCAUCCACUUUGUCUCCUCCACCUUUUGUGAAAUCUCACCGACGGUCUGCAUCCUGUGGCUCUUCUGCUCCAGUUGCUGGUCAAAAGGCAGAAUCUGAUAUCAGGAUCAUCCGAGUGGGUAUGAAUUUGGAGGAUGGCAACAUGUACAGAAGUAUAUUGGUAAACAGCAAUGAUAAAGCACCAUCAGUUAUCAGCAAAGCUUUGGAGAAGCACAGUCUAAGCUCUGUAGAUGUAUCUGCAUAUGAGCUCGUACAGAUGCUGCCUGAUGGGAAAGAGCUCAUCAUACCUCCUUUAGGAAACGUCUUCUAUGCAAUGAACUCCUCCAGCGUUGACUUCUUGCUGCGAAAGAAGAGCCAAGCUCCUUCACCCCAGCCUCAGCAAACGAACAAUGAGCCUGGCGCCACUUUUCCACGAAUCAAAAAAGGAUUUAAAAUUGCCAGAAAUUUAUUCUGAUGACUGAACAGCAUAUCAUGUGGCCUCAGUUGGUUCAGAAUGUAACGCCAUAAUGAGCCAGGAACUCUUUAUAAUGUUAUGACUUCAUUCAGAACUCCAAACUAACUGGUAGCAGAGGGUGCUUUGUAGCACUCGCUCCAAGGGCAGCUGAAGAAGAGGAUUAUUUCUGGUACAUAAAGGCAAACCAGUGGGUUCAAUGAGAUGAAUUCUCUAAUUUGGAGACCCCUGGUGCUUGAUUUGGCAGAUAGGAAGGUGGGUAAGAGAAACAAAGUGGUCUUGGGAGAGACAACUGCACUUAAUUACAGAAGCCUGAGCAGUAGAUGUCACGUUAUCAGUGAUGGUCCUGAGCGGUCAAGCCACACUUGGGGGUCUACGAGUCUCAGGAGCAGCAAUUCAAUCCAUUGAACUCUCUGAAAGAAACAUGUGUGUAAAUGGCUGCUGCAAACGUACAUUUAUUUCUUAAAACGCACAUCACUCAAUAUGGACAAACCGAGUAAACUCAGGGGAACUUUAGUAGGCCGUAGAAUGUUCUUUCCAAGUAUUGUUUCCCCUAAAAAGCCACACUUUAAAUGCCCUCCGCUUUAAUGCUGUAAAGACAUUAAAAAGCUGGCAGUGUAGACUAAUAGUAAGUAAACUCAUUCAUAAUUACCCAAUGUGAUUUUUAGAUAAAUUACGCAACACUGAAAAAGCAAAUCGCAUGUUACAAAAUACGUAUGCACUUCAAGAUAAGUUAUAUGAAGUUGUCCGCAUCUUUUUAGGUGCUGUAAAGCCUUGUGAAAAUUAACCUUACAGAAUUUUUUGUGUGCCCAAAAGCACAAAGUUAGUAACUUGUAAUACUAAAAACUCCACUACAAUGCUACAAGUUGCUGAAAGAAGAAAAAGCAGCCGCUGGGGUGCAAAGAUAGGG
Molecule: messenger RNA, 4233 nt
Organism: Polypterus senegalus (gray bichir)
Lineage: Eukaryota; Metazoa; Chordata; Cladistia; Polypteriformes; Polypteridae
Gene: rgl2
Product: ral guanine nucleotide dissociation stimulator-like 2
Exons: 19
Coding region: 999-3326 (775 amino acids)
Biological process (GO): positive regulation of GTPase activity; Ras protein signal transduction
Cellular component (GO): plasma membrane
Molecular function (GO): guanyl-nucleotide exchange factor activity
Source: RefSeq, a predicted model, not a curated record